This is a messenger RNA of Phanerochaete carnosa HHB-10118-sp, 1941 nucleotides long. RefSeq lists its product as uncharacterized. Gene Ontology annotation, biological process: positive regulation of transcription by RNA polymerase II. The coding region runs from base 389 to 1783 and encodes 464 amino acids. The record is from RefSeq and is a predicted model, not a curated record. Gene Ontology annotation, cellular component: RNA polymerase II transcription regulator complex. Gene Ontology annotation, molecular function: protein dimerization activity; DNA-binding transcription factor activity. The transcript is spliced from 5 exons. Lineage: Eukaryota; Fungi; Basidiomycota; Agaricomycetes; Polyporales; Phanerochaetaceae.
UAAGACGGCCCCAGCUUCCACUGCGAAUUCGCGCCAUUCACCCGUCACGCCGCUCGCCCCCCUCGAGUUCCUCCAGAACCAACGUCGGGGGUCGAUCACGGACCCCUCGCUGCACGCUGCUGGAGCCAGCGGCGUCGCCAACUUCGCCAGUUCUCCGCCGAGCAGCAGCAAGCAGCGACAGUCAGACCCGGCUGCGACUCUCGCCAGGCUACAGUCGUCUCCAUCGUACAGAUUCGGCGAGGCGUCUAGUGCACAGCCCUCUGAAAGCUCAAGCUCGAACUUCCGCCGGAUACUGAGGUCGCCGCCGCCUAUUGAAGGGAGAGGCAGAGAAGAGAGAAGAGAAGCGGGUCCUGGACAAGACUCGAAGGCGGCACGAGACAGCCAUCAUAUGGAAGUGGACACACAAAACCCCCACCAAGGCCUACCCAAGUCUCUGUCGGGCGUCGACUACCAGGGCCGGAGGCCGUCGCUUGCAGGAACAAAACGCAAAAUGAGCCCUGAUGCCGCAUCUGCAUCGUCUGACAUAGAUCCACAACUGAUAGGUCCUGGUGUGCCCAGCGGGACGAAUGCAGAAGGAGAAGAACGUGUGUCGAAGCGACGGAGCUCGGCGUUCGAGACGCAUCGGAUGGAGUAUUUGAACCUGCAGGACCGGCGGGGCUCGGGAGACGGACGGGUGGGCACGCCCGGGACUGGUGGUAGCGGAAGCGGCGGGGGCGGGAGCGGAGGCGGCGGGCAGCAGCAGUGGUGGGGCAGCGAGAGGCGAGAGGCGGCGUCGACGCCUGUGUUUGCGAACACGCCUGUGACUGCCGGCGGUUACACGACCACGCCGUCCUCGGCAUUCGCCGACGGGUCGCCACAUGGCCGACCUCCGCCCAGCAUCACAACUUUCGCGUGGCCCACUGCCAAUCCGCCCGCAGAUCCAGGCCAAAAGGCCCAACCACCGCAACCAGCCAACGAGGCCAGCAUGGCUCCCAACCCCCAGUCCCCUUAUGACCCAAACCUCGCCAUGUUGCCCCCACCAGGCUCGUUCCCCCACGACCGUCGAAUGUCCGUCCCAGCGAUUGCUCCAGAAAACAUGCCUGCCUCUCCCGCAUCAGCCUCGUCCCGCGCCCUCAGAUCGCGCUCGCGACCCACCUCGCGCACCCGCGCAAAUCAAUCCGCCGGCACAAGCACCGAGCAGUCGCCAGGACCCUCCAACUCGGCCCCAGAAGAUGGUGCUGGGCUAUCCCAUCUGCCUUCGAAAGAGUCUGGCUCCACACCAUACUCGCGUUCGCCAGAGCUGAGAGUCUCGCACAAGCUUGCAGAGCGAAAGAGGCGGAAGGAAAUGAAGGAUCUCUUUGACGAGCUGAGGGAUCAGUUGCCGGCUGACAGGGGAAUGAAGGCGAGCAAAUGGGAGAUCCUGAGCAAAGCGAUCGACUUCAUCGGCCAGCUCAAGCAGACCCACCAGGAGAUGAGCCGGGAGAUUGACAUGUUGAGGCACGAGGUGGAUGGUUUUCGACAAGGCAUACCUCCGCCCUUCGGGCCUGGCGGUCCUCCGCAUUCUGUUGUCUAUGGGCACGGCCCGCCAGUGGGCGUCCCACAGUUUCAACCUGGUCCUCCAGGACCUCCGGGGUCGACUGCCCCACCACCUCACCCCCAACACGUUCAGCCACCACCCCCACACACCACCGCCCAGCAGCCACCACACUCGCGCCCGGGCUCGUCUCAGAACGCGUAUCCGCCGGGCGUGCAGCCCCAUCCGAACGGCACGUCAAACACCUCCGCGACGGAGAACACGUCGUGACCUCACUGCGCCCUAUCAUGUUCAAAUCGCAUGUAUCGAUAUAUCACAUCCCUCCCGCGCACCCCAGGACCAAGCCUGAUCUAUCUAUUGAAAGUUACUGUUGUCGCCCUGCUGUGCUGCCCCGGACCACCCCCCACGUACACGCGCGCGCGCGUUCG